GCUAUUUAUGUUGUGUGCGCGCUGGGUUGAAUCCUCAGAAGGUCAUUAAAACAAGGUCAUGGGUGGUAAAACCAAGCCAUCCUCAGCUGGCAAACCUUUGAUGGGUUAUGAUGAGAUAGUUAUUCAAGAAGAUGACUCCAAAUGUUGUUCGUGUACACCGAGUUGGGUCAAGACGUUUUUAAUUUUCUUCACUGCAAUUAUCUUGGUAUUUUGUCUUCAAAUAUUUAUAUUGGCUAGCUGAUUGCAUUAGCUUUAAUCGGGUUGGGAGUUUUCCUCCUAGUUAUUCGUUUGCCCUUUGUUCCCGUGCUGCUGGGUGAAAUUGCUUAUUUAAGUCAUUUUCUAAUGUUCGUUGUUGGAGGACUUCUGGUGGUCGUGUGCAUAAUUGGAUUCAUCGGAGUUUCAAAUGGAAAGUCCACUCUACUUUUGACAGUAAGAAUUUACAGCAUUAUUCUACUUAUAGUUUGCUUGGAUAUUGUUCAUCAUCUUAUUAAUUCAAUUCACUACUGGUAUUUUGGCUCUGUGUUUCUCCAAUAUUCUGACUGAAUGGCUUGCUGACAGAUUGAUGCUUACCAUGCAAACUCUGUACUUCCGCGACACUGAUGGUGUUGACGCUGCUGUAGACCACAUACAACAAAAGUUCAAAUGCUGUGGAUCAAGGAGUUACCGAGAUUGGACAGAUAGCAUCUUUCAAAAUUAUUCGAAACGAAAUGAAAUAUUACCAUAUCCAAAUUAUCAACUAGUUGUUCCUGAUUCAUGUUGCGUAAGAUCAGUUAAAAGCUGUGGAACACUACCGCACCCAUCGAAUGUUUAUAAUGAGGUAGGUGUUAUAUAUAUUUGAACACAAAUAUUGGUACAAAAGUGCACUGAAUAAAUAUGCGCCACAGUCACUUGAUGUGUGUGUGGGCUGUGUUACUGCCGGGUGCCCAGACCUAAGCAGGUGGUUUUCGUAUUGGGGCACACCCGGGGCUUUCGACAUAAAGCUCUAAUCUACAAGGCAACAGAACUACGUUGCGAGAUGCAUUCUCAUCGUUGCUAGUGAUCAAUGAUAGGUUAAAGUGCCGGACAUUCACUUUUCGUCCCCUCAAUUUCGUAAACAACACCCGCUUCUCGAGAAGGCAGUGAAUAGGAGUUACCUGUCGGUGGCUGUAUACGCGUGGUCAUGUGAGAGCAUUUCUAGUUCAUUUUAUUUAUUUAUUUUAACAUAUAGAUAUUGGUACAAGGGGGCACCAAAUACAUAUGCGCCACACAAAUCUCACUUGAUAUGUGUGAGGGCUGUGAUACUGCCCGGGUACCUAGACCGAGGCAGGUGGUUUUCUUGGGGGGCCACACGCGGAGCCUUCGACCUGAAGGUCUGAUCCACAAGGCAGUGUAGCAUCGUAAGGAGAUGCAGUCCCAUGGUAGCCGGUGUCCAACGAUUGGUUCAUACGCCAUUUGUUCCUUCAGGAUACUGGAGCGCAUGUGCAUAAUCGGUUUGGAAUUAGUAUUUUCCAACUCCCAUAGGUGGAGUCUCUGUGUCCACCGACCCUGUUAGAGCGUCGAAUAUUCACUUUUCGUCCUCUCAACUCCGUAAACAACAGCCUUGUCGCGAGAAGGCAUUGAAUAGGAGUUACCUGUCAGUGGCUGUAUACGCAUGGCCAUGUGAGAGCAUUUCUAGAGGGAGAGCGGACUCUCCCCAACCUCGGCCAUAUAUAUAUAUAUAUAGACAAUACAUUUGAGGAUAGUAGAAAUACUAUUUUCGUCAAGUUCCACAAAGUAAAAAUUUAGAUUUCUGAUUCUUCGUGGCUUGAUGUACACAACUUCUUUGUCAACAGUCUACCCAGUACUCAGUUUAUUCAAAACUACUAAGUCAAACCUUAGUAGUGACAUAUCUCAAGAUACUACAUAUUAUUAUAUUGUAUCGGUCGCUUUUAUCGGUCACAGUGUAGAACCUGGCACUUAUGUACGUCAACUCAAGUUGCCACACCCCAUUACACACAGACUAAUGUAGUUGUCAGGCCAAAUCCAAGAAUAGUAGAGGUUGUAACAACAUCAUUGGUAGUACGAAAGACUAGACAUCGAAUAUACGGUUCGAGAAAAUAUAAAUUAGUAAACUAAAAACGAAAAAUGUUGUGAAGAGUCUAGAAUCUGAUAAUUAUGGUAAAGUGAAUAACAGAUGUAUCUGCACUAUUGUAAGUAAUUUUGAGCCGCCAUUCAAAGUCUGUGACUACUGGUUACGACAGUCGUGCGGACCCCAGCCAGAUGGUCUACAUCUGUCAAUAUGGCCCUGUCUAAUUUUCAAUGACUUCAUGGACUAAGGCCACAUUUUAGCUUGCCCGCUCCUAGCCUUCUUCCAAUCUACUGCUGCACCAGACUACAUCGGCAGUCGAGGUAAACAGUGGUUGGGCAUAAGUAACACAUGCCCCAACAAACUCACUUGAUCGAUUUCCCAUCUUUACCUAGUACUCUAUUCCUAACCUAGAGAUUCCUUACUCUGUAGUCCCAAAAUAUAUGAGCAAUACUUCGAAGACACCUAUGAUCUAAUGUCAGUAACCUGCGAAUAUCUUUUACUCUUAAUGGCCUUGUUUCUCAUCCACAAAGUAGAACGGAGCGAACUGUUUCGCAGCAAAUUCGCCGUUUGAUUGGAAGACGUCACAAGUAACACAAGUCUGGCAAAAACCAAUGGAGCUUUAUGAAUCCGUGCCGAGACUUCAUCAGACACCAGGUCAUCAAGACUGGUGAUAAUCCAAAGAUAAGUGAGGUGGUCAAUGCCUUCAGUUACUUCACUGAUUAUCAUUAAUUCAGGCGAUGACUCGAGCCAGUUUCGAAGUAAAAUUUUACAUUUGGAGGAAGAGAGCUGCUUCCUGAGUAUGUUUACAUUGUUGCUUUAGGUGGUCAGAGGACUGCAUUUCGUUAGCGCCCUCACCAAACAGAACUAUGUCAUCUGUGUAUUUUAAACUGACCACUGUAUCUCCUGGUAAAGGACCAACUACUGAAAAGUUAGAGGAUAAAAGUGUUAUCUCUAAAUCUGUGUCUACAAUAGAGCUAAAUAAAAAUGGAAAAAAGCGGGCAGCCCUGACAAACACCACUUGAAGUAACCAAUCCUGAUGACAAUUUCCCAUAAGUCCUGACUCUACCAGUAGUGUUCGUGUGGAGAGCCUAUACAACGUUAGUGUGAUUGUCAUGAGACAUUUAUUGUUUCAAGGUGCAACUACCACCUACUUACAAAUAUCGUGAUUACUAAAUCUACCGAAUUGAAAAAUGUUCGGAAACUCGUCUUGUCAUGCCCCAAACAACAAAGAGCGACAGUAACUUAGACUGAUAAAGUGUCUAACGAUUGUGAGUAGCUGUGGACAACGAGAGCAAAAUAGAUAGGAAAAGCGCUGUAUAACACUAAACAACUACUCAGAUUGAUCAAAACACCAGGUAUUCGGAAGUCAGUUGUUAGUUAAGCUGUCUCUGUAAAAGAUGAAAUAGCGCUCUAUCCGCAGCUCAGACGUUUAGAACGAUGGAUGAAACACUUGAGAACGGCUCAGCAGGGUCUCACUUACUCCUUGCUUCCAAACAACUUGGAUAGAAAAUCGUCACAGGUCUCACGACUUUCAGCAAGGUUGAAAGGGUCACAUAUAACUAAGGUAGGGAGAGCAGUAUGAUUAAAUGGGUUAGACUCAGUGUUUGUUGGUGGUGGUCCAGUCUUACCGUCUAAGUUGACUGGAAUAUUAGCUAGACUCAGACAACUAGGCUUAAUUUCAUCUGGCUUAUCUCGAUCGCUGAUCACCCUAGUUUAUACGAAAGAGCUAAGAUCAUGCGACAACCAGCUUAGCGAAUACUCGCGUUUAAGACGUAGUUCUACAUAGUCAUUUGAUGCCUAAUUGGAACUCGGAAGCAGCCGAUUUUACACCUAGCUCUGUUUAUUGACCAAAUGUUUACACUUCGCCAAGUUUUAGAAAUCAGUUACACUGAGGCCCUAUUAUGACCGUAUUCUUUAUUCGAAAGACGCUAUUCGACUGAGUCGAUCGGAAUGUUCUGCGGUAAGUUUUCCACUGAAUGAUGUACCGAAAAAGUACGUAAACCGUAUAAGUCGUUCACAUAUGUGCGUUAGCCUAAGUCCCCAUACGAUACUAGUACAACGCGAUGAAAUUAAAAUAAUGAGUAUCGAAACAAGAAAUAAGAUGUAUAAAGGAAUACCGGAGCUCAAGUUUUAGACGCAAAUUUUUUAAUGCUCAGAGGUUAUGGUAGGUCGUCAUACCAACUGGCAGCGGUGUUGCUCACUCUCCAUUUUCGUUUCAUUUUGUCAUAAAAAUCCUAGUGGUGACGUCCUCACCUGGUUUCAUGAUCUACCAGAAGAUUCGCUUACUGAAUACCCAGACGACAUUGUUCUUCUUAGUGAAGACCUUGACGAGAUGCAGUCUUGUAAACACCUUGAGUAACAAUGCAGGUUUCUUUAAGAUGUUUCUCCCUUUCCAAAUAAAGAAUGCUGCUUCGGGUUUUGGAUGAGCCAAUAGUUUGUGUGGUCACAAGGAGUGAACGCGUCGACCACCACUUACGUCCUUAAGCGAUCCUAACGAGACCUCGACAUAGAUUCCGAAAGCCCGCUUAGCUUUCGCCAAUUGGCCACCUGUAACGUCCGCCAACGAAAAGACAAACAUAUUGCACAUGAACCUACUAGUUGUUAUCCUGUGGGUGUGAAAUACAGUCCAUUAAAGUUGAAUAUAUUCUUAGUCUCUCAGUAUCUGACCCAAGGUGUUUUCGAAGCGUUGUUCGCGUUUGGUAGGACGUUACGGUUUGGGUUCUAGACAUUUUUCUGGGCGAGGUAGUGAAGUGUUGGCUGUGCCUGAGUAACACACCUCGACGCGCUAGGGUAACUGUUGUCAUAAAAAGUUGGGAGGAAAUUAGGGAUGGGCAAGCGAAGACGUAGUUAAUUAAUGGAGUUAACGUCCGCACGACUAGUGCUUAGAGACGUUGGGUGAUAUGGGAUAUCCAAAGUCAGCAAAUAACCCCAAAACAAAUAUCUGGCCCCCGAAAAUAAUGGACAUACAAACAAAUCCCUUGUAUGCAGGCUCAAAUUCUAAUGUAGUCUUGGCUCACACUUUGCCUUUAGAUCACAAAAUACUGCUCGAGACGAUAGAAUAACGCUACUAUUAGUUGGUACAGUCAUAACCGUUUUUUUUCCAGGGAUGUAUGGAGUCGAUACUUUUUAACCUACGUGAACAGUAUUACAUAAUAUGCGUGGUAGUGCUCGCUCUUGUUUUUGUGGAGUUCUUCGGCGUGAUACUUGCAUGUUGCUAUUCAAAGGCACCAAAGAUGGACCGUUAAAUGCUGCGCUUCAAAAAUCUUAGUAAUUAAUAUUUUCAACAAGUUUAUUGACAUUCAUUUUUAAUGUACAGCUUUCUUAAAAUAUAUAAUUUUUUGCACACAAGUGAAUUUUGUAUUAAUACAGGAUGACUCGAAAAGGCGUUUUAUGCAUCUCCAUUGUAUUCCGCCCUAAUUUCAGCACCAUACUCUCCAUACUGCCGAAUCAUAUCAUCUCGACGGCGGUCACGGCGCUUAUGAUCACGAUCCCGCUCGUCUGGACUCCGGCGUUUUCGAUGUCGGUCUCGACUCCCUAAAAAAGUUAGGCAUAGUUUAGCAUUGUGUACGUGUACGUGGUUAAAAUCAGUUAACUUUCAAAAACAUUGAACUCACGGCUACGACCGCGUCGAUCACGUUCUUUUGAUUUACUCCGAGAUCGACUGCGCCUUCGUCUGUAUUCUUUGUCGCGAUCACGAACAUGUGCACUUGAGAUAGGUCGACCGAAACUGCGAUCAUGACUGGGAUCACGUCCAUUUUCAUGUCUGCGAUGAGGCUUGUCAGUUGGUCCUUGGCGAUUCUUACCUAAGCCCUUGCCUAUAAAGAAUAAAUAGCUCAAAUAUUAGUUACGAAUAAUCCCUAAUGAUGGUUUGACAAAUAUAUUCGAAACAGGAGACUUGAUAAUGAAAGAAAAUGUGGUUCGAAAAGUGAAGGGCUGGAGCUUAAGGUCGAAAGGGAGGUAAAAAAAUAAAAGUAUCUAAGUCACUGGUUAGAUUUGGCCCAAGGCCUCCAUCUACUGAUCACGAUCAUCAUGCCACCUGAAUUCGGCAUUUCUAAGUUUUGCAAUCUAGUAAAAGCAACAUCGCGGAAGCAUCGAUGUCACUCGACGCACUAGGACACGAAAAGUAUGAAUUCGACUUCUCCGUCAGGUUGUGUAAUGCUUAGAUUAUAAUUACAUCAACGGAACGCACUUAAGACCCACUCGAAUAAUGAUCCAGAAAACGAACAUUCAAACGCUUAUUUUGUAAGAUCAGGUUCCCACUGACUUAAAAAGAUUUCUAACGAAAUAUUCAAAUUAUGUCCGAUGGGAACAUAGAUGUCAAAAAAUGUGAGUACCGGUCUGAAACAUGUAUUUAAACGGAGUAUGUUACAGUUACUACUCCUAUAUUGUACUGUAGCCGGGACAACUUCGUUUCGGUUGUAGUAACACAGACACUCAAAGUAUCUAUAAAUUUACUUUUUAUGACUACAAAAGCGCUUGUCUUUAGCGUGAAGAUACUUAACGUUGGCUAGAAAUUCCAGGAAUACUGCCUUUAUUUAGUACACACUGCAUAUAAUAGUGUAGUCAGAUGUCUAUUACGAAAAACGCAGUAAUUCGCAACGUGGAAUCUUGAACACAUGUACAUUGGUUCAAGUUGUUACGUCACAGUAGUAAGAAUAUUAAUGUUAAUAGAAAUGACUAAGUAUAAAAGAGAAUUAAAGACUAAUAUAAUUAGGAAACUUAUGAUCUAACGGAAGACAAAAAAUCAGUCGACCUGCACCAUUGCAAAUGAUUUAUGAGCUGUCACUAUCUCUAACUGUUGAACAUCAGUAACGUAAUAGUAGUGAUUUUAUAGGUCCGAAACUUUAUUUCCUAGAGUAUUACGCAUUAAGAACUUCUCUGAUCAUGGGGCAUUCUAGAAUUUAAAAGCUGAUAGGAUUACAGAUGAUAGGUACUUGGAAUUUUCAUCACUAUUUAAUAAACUGAAUCAAAACACUUCGAAAAUCGAUCGAAUAUCAUGAAGCAGUGGGUAAUGUUUAGACCAUACAUUAAGUACUGGACAGGAAUGAUGUAAGUUGAUGACGCUCAGAACAUUGACCGAUUGAGUUAGGAUGUUUUCUAUCUAUUUUCAACCGCCGUCUAUCCUGCCAAGUUAUGCUUAAAAGUACGCAAACUUAACGACAAAAGCACUGAGUUUUCAACCAUCAAAGCGUGAGGUGACAAGGCUUAACACUGCUGAGGGUUGAAAACAGUAUGUGCCCAACAUAAAUUCACUGCCUAACCGAACGUUCAACGGUAGCUGAAACAGAACUAGAUUUUACAGAAAGAAGGUUGGUCGUGAAUUCACUGACUAGUAAUGUUGUUUCUGAAACUGGAUGGUUAAAUUGUAGUUUUCGUCUUCCUAGAUAUCAUCAUCAACAUGCACGUCCAAACCUGUGCUUAUAGGACAAUUCGAAGUCUUGCUCCUGAACUACGAGCAUCCAUUAUCUUUUAAGUCAAAUUAAUUACUAUUAUAUUGGGAGUAUGAGAUAGGGCUGAGAUCAGACCUUAGCAGUCAUAAUAAAGCUUUGGAUUUUUCACACGGAAAAUAUACCUACACAUCAAGUAAAAUAUUUGUGACCUAAGCAAUUUGUAGCAAUGAGGACUAUGCAUAAACUAACAACAUAAGAUAAAUGAGGGGAUGUUUAUUUAUGCUAACCAAGUUAUGACAAUACUCCUUAAGACAAAAUCUGCAAAUCAAAUUGAAGAUGCGUUAGUAGUGAAGAACAGUUUACUGAAAGUAAUCUUGAGCCUCUCCUGAGAUGUUGCAGAAGCAAAACGCCGUAAAAUCAUUAGUCUUGAGUAGGCCGAACUACCCGACCGUUGUUGCUACCUUGACGUGGUGGUCGGGCUUGCCUAUCGUGAUGAAGCAACCGAGCUAUACUGGCUGGAACAACUGUUCUUCAAGGUUCUACCAUGUCAGACAGGUCGGUUGAUGAGCGGUAAAACUAAAAGCAACAAACCCAAGGUCCGAAGGCGAAGUCGUAUUGCUGACUGUACAGAGGUAUGGCAGUAGUAAGUUGUUUCCUUCAGACAACCAGCAUGACAGCGAUGCUGCCUUCCCACAAGGAGGGGUGAGGUUAGAAAAGGUCGACCCUAAAACUGCACACCUCGCCUUAUCCCACGGAUAUCCGUCUCCGGCGGUAAGGUCCUAAAAAGUACGGAGCUAACACAAAAAUUACCCAUAAAAAUGUCGUGUGACCGACCUCAAGCAGUUGUCCCUCGGGCACUGCGGUCACGCUCCCAGGUCACUAAGACCACCUCUAAUCCAAUUUCCUUUUCAGGUACCUCUAGAAAAACUCUUCCACGGUGUGGGCAACCGGGAAGUGCUAACCGCCCUCAUACCUCUAACAGCACUCAAGACCACUGUAUUCAUAAUCAACCUCCGUCUUCACUUUCUAUUAUUCAUCCUACAUCGACUUUCACCUCUAAACUUCCUUUUUCGGCUUCCUCCUCAGAUGUCACCAUAGCCAACGAUUCUAGUACUCAAAACACUGUCCCAGGUCUACUGAAACCUCGCUCCAAACUACACAUUGGAGCCUUCAACGUACGCACCCUAUGUCAAAUCGGUCAACAGGCUUCCUUCGCUAGAACCUUAGAAUCUCGUAACAGUGUGGUCAUUCACUUGACCUCACCUCGGGAAAACGGAGAGCCAAUGAGAUACAUCCUCCAUGUAUCUGGUGACCCGACGGCCAGCUCUCGUGGACUGGCAGGAGUAGGCAUAGCACUAAGCAUGAGGGCGGAACAAACACUGUUAGAGUGGAUCCCCGUUAACAGUCGUUUAUGUGCUGUUCGGUUAAACGGCUCCGUAAGAACUCGGAAGGAUAGGGACACACGUUGCCAUUUUGUCGUUUCUGCCUACGCUCCCACCGACUGCAGCUCAGAUGAAAUGAAAGAUGAAUUUUACAGAAAGCUAUCUGAACUUCUUCAGAAAGCUAAACGUUCAGACAUAGUACUCGUAGCAGGUGACUUUAAUGCCCAGAUAGGUAGUUUAAACCAAACAGAAAAGCAUUUAGGUGGGUAUUUCAGUAUUCCGGCUCAGUGAACAAAUAAUGGUGAUCGUCUGCUGCAACUGUGCUCAGACAAUCGUUUAUUUUUAGCAAACAAAAAUUUUAAGCAUAAGGAGAGACAUCGUCUAACAUGGAGACCCCCUACACCAAACCAACGAUGAACUCAAAUAGACCAUAUCGCCAUCAGUCAUUGUUGGAGAGGGUCGGUAAAAGAUUGUCGCUCAUUCUGGAGUACCUGCUUGGACUCCGACCAUGCCCUAAUACGGGCACGCAUCUGCUUGCGCCUCACUGGAAAACGAGGCUGACCCAGAUGUUGCUUGGAAAGCUAUACAAACAGCUGUGGAAACAGCAGUGACAUCUAUCGGUGAUUUAAACAACAGGGUUACGAAGAACCAAUGGAUUUCCUCUAGGUCUAUUGCACUGAUGGAUUCUCGUAAACUCAUCCCAUCACGCUCUGAACACGAUGAAGAGCGACAACAAAUCAGAUCUAGGUUAACCAAAAGUCUAAGAAACGACCGUGAGCAGUGGUGGGCAACGAAAGCGAAAGAGAUGGAAAUGGCGGCGGCUAUAGGGAACACAAGACAGCUCUACAGAAUAAUAAAAGAAACUGGAAUUAAUAAGUCAAGUUUGAGUCAGACUAUUUCGGAAAAAGACGAUACUCUCAUCUGCUCCCAGUCCAGACGCUUAGAACGAUGGGCGGAACAUUUUAGGGAACAGUUCAGCUGGCCUUCAGCUACUCUACAACUACCCUCCAUUCCCAGACAGUGUGAAUGGAACAUUGAAGUAGGUCCCCCAACUCUUGCUGAAGUUCAAAAGGCUAUAGUUAAUCUGAAACGAGGAAGGGCAGAUGGUCCAGAUGGAUUGGCUCCAGAGGUCUUUAAGGAUGGUCGUCCAAUUUUAUCGAUUAGGUUGACUAAUAUUUUAGCUAAAAUCUGGGAGUUAGACGUUAUUCCAUCUAACUGGUCACAAUCACUUAUCGUCCCAAUAUAUAAGAAAGGGUCAAAAUCAUCCUGUGACAACCACAGAGGGAUUAGUUUAACUAAUAUAAUAUCUAAAAUACUAGCCUCGAUAAUUAUCGGACGCCUAACUAAGACUCGUGAACUGCAAACACGAGAGAACCAAGCUGGCUUUAGACCUGGUCGUGGCUGCAUCGACCACAUAUUCACCAUUCGUCAGAUUCUAGAACACAGGCAUACUUAUCGACGUCCGACAAUGGUGGUCUUUCUCGACUUAAAAGCAGCAUUUGACUCGGUAGACCGCGAGAUUCUGUGGCAGUGUCUGUCAUUGAAAGGCGUACCCCAGAAGUACAUAGACCUUGUAAAGGCUCUUUACUCGAACACUACCAGUCGACUCAGAGCUUAUGGCGAACUGUCAUCUACUUUUGCAACCUCAAGUGGUGUCCGUCAAGGCUGUCCACUUUCUCGAUUUUUGUUUAACUUCAUCAUAGACCUAUUGAUGGAAAUAACAUUCUCGUCGACUGAGUUCUCGGGAAUUGAUCUCCUUUCAGGAGGUCCACUUAUCGACUUAGAAUGCACAGAUGACAUAGUCCUGUUUGGUGAAGACGCUGAUAAAAUGCAGAGCCUUUUGGUAGCACUGAGCAUAUAUAUUAGCGCUCUCUUGUACCAAUUUUCAUUUGUCCAAAUAAAUAAUAAAUAAACUGAGCAACAAUGCCAGAAUGUUUGGAAUGCGCUUCUCUCCCUCUAAAUGCAAGCUGCUGCUUCAGGACUGGUCUGCGUCAACACCUGAACUAAGGAUAGGGAGUGAAAAAGUCGAACGCGUUGACAACUUCACUUAUCUUGGAAAUCUGAUCAGCCCUAAUGGGUUGGUGUCUGACGAAGUCUCAGCACGGAUUCGAAAAGCUCGCUUGGCUUUUGCCAACUUACGUCACCUUUGGCGAAGGCGAGAUAUCCGUCUAUCAAUAAAAGAACGAGUAUACUGCGCGUCAGUCCGUUCUGUUUUAAUUUACGGCAGCGAAACAUGGCCAUUAAGAGUAGAAGACACUCGUAAGCUACUAGUAUUUGACCACAGAUGCCUCAGAAAUAUUGCUGGCGUCUGCUGGGAUCACCGGGUAAGUAAUAGUGAGGUUAGACGCAGGGAAUUAGGGAAUGAUGGUAAAUCACUUGAUGAGGUUAUGAAUCUUCAUCGACUGAGAUGGUUGGGCCACGUGUUACGUAUGCCUGAACACCGAUUACCACGACGUGUAAUGCUAACCGGUGUUGGGGAUGGUUGGAAGAAAGUUAGAGGCGGCCAAACCAAAACGUGGCAUCAGUGCUUGAAGUCACUAACUUCAAGUCUUAGCCGUGUUGGUAGAUGCAGACUACUUGGUUGGGGUCCGCGUGACUGUCGUAACCGAUGGUUGGAGACUCUUGGUGACAUGGCUCAGAAUCGAUCACAAUGGCGUCGGUGUAUACACUCUUUAUCUUCCCUUAAACUAAGAGAUUAAAAUCACUUCAUAUCUUUCUUUCUACGAACUAAUUCUUUCUUCCUGUACCAUAUCCUUAUUGCAAUCUUUCUUUUAUAUAUUACCACCUCUAAAUUAACUACUUUUAUGAAUCCGGUGUCCAUCUUGUUGUGCUAAUGAGGUAUGGCAACUUGGACCGAUGCAUAUAUGUGCCUGGUCCUACGUUGUAGCUGACUGACUGAGGCCGAACUAGAAUAAAGACUCAACAAACAUUCUGUAGGCUACUAGUUCAGGUGAAAAGAUAGUUAACCGACAUGCUGAGAAUUGUAGAAACUAAGUGAUUGACUUACGAUAACAGUUUCUAUGAGUACAUAAAUAACUGACUAUCAUAGUGUUCAUAUAACUUACCUAAACGCCUAGGCCUCCAAUCAGGACGAGUCCUUCCCCGCUCAACGUCUGUCACAACGCGGACACCAUCGAUUUUUCUGCCAUUUAGGGCUUUGACGGCGGCUUGAAUGUUAAAAGGAUUGUACAUGACAAUACAAGCACACAAAACAGGUUACACAUGAAAUCUCAUUAUUAGUACAAAAGAAAUCACUUAAAUAUUUGGGACGUUUCAUGAACAAUUAGAAUACAACACAAUAAUUUGUAAGCAAACAUAUUGAACCAUUUCCCUUUAUUUGAUCCUUUUUCGGAAGUAGUUAUUACCAGAUGAGCGGCUUGCACUAACUUAGAAACUCACCAAGAGUAUCCUUCCUUCUAUGCACAGCUACGUAGAACGACAAAGAGCUUCAAACAAAGGUGUAUUUACAAAACUCUAUUUCGUUCAAGAACUGGGACUAAUAUAUCAGUUAACCAGAAAAGGUCUGCCCUAUGGUAGCAACAAAUGUGGCUGACCAUUAAUUAGUAGCUUACCACACAAACAAACCUAAGCCAGAUUUUCUGUAGUUAAGCGCUUGGCUGAAAACCAUGAUUUUAAAAUGCAGUGCAGGCCAUUCAAAAUAUUUUGAGGGUGAACACAACUGCACGUUUACGAAUAGAUGCCUGAAGAGAAAAGAGAACAAACCAUACAAUGAAGGCUAUGAAGAGCUAAUUAACUAUUUCGGCCUAUAAACAUGACACCCCUACGAAUCACCACACUGAAAAUGGGUUAACUAAAGAUCACUGAGCAACUGUGAGCGGUGUUACAAAGUAAAUAUGGCAGCUCACCAUGCAUAUCACGUUCAUGUUCAAACUCCACAAAACAAUAUCCACGAGGCUUCCCCGUUAUAACAUUCUUUACCAUUACAAUCUACAAGCCAGUAUAUAAACCAAAGAUAAGGUUACGUUGUUAAUCCUCCCGAAGACAUCAAGUUCCCGCUUUAGUUUGGAUUCUGUGGUGUCAUAGUUCUAGAAAGUCAUAAUGGCAUGUUGAUGACUUACAAGUCUGGCUACGAACAUCGUGUUGUAAGGAUUAGAAGUAGCCUUCGGAUUUUUCUUAGGAUUCCCUAAACAAAAUCCAUUAAAAAAAAUCGGAAUCCAACGUACAUAAUGCGAGAUCUUGUUCAAGUUUAUAAUUGGCUUGCUCUUGUUUCUCUCGACGCUGUAGGACAAAUAACAUAAUACCAAAACUUACUUUUCUUUCCUUACGUUCCUCACGAGUUUCUAUGCGCACCGGGGCUGGAGUUUCAGACGCAUCCUAACAAAAAAUAAGUGCUUAUAGAACAAGGAUAACAAAAGCAUGGAAUCCAACAGAAGAACCUCAGUACAUUUGAAAGAUUACUACUUAACAUUAGUUAGAAGCUUACUUCAAACUCUCCCAAGAAUUGAGCUACACCGGUAUAUGGUAAUUUCCUAUGAUUUGCAUGUUUCUCUAUUGGUGGGAGGAAAGGGAUUGGAUCUCGUGGUGCGAAAAGCGCCAACAAAUUAGGUGGUAAGAACUGUGUCAUCCUCGAGGUUUUGAACAGCGCGCCUCGAUGGUUAAGUCACGUCAUAAAACGAAAGCAACUAAUUUAAAUAAGCUCCAAAAGAAAAACAAAUGAAUAUAUUAAGUUUAAUUAGUAAUAUUACACUGUUUCUUUGCAUUACUCAGUGAAUCAGAUCUCACGUAACGAGUUUCAGUUGAAACUGAAUUGGAUUUUCCUUAACCUUGUCUUACGUAGAUAAAGUAGAAUGCGGUCAUCUACUUACUUACAAAUUCAUCUUUUCAAAAGAGAUUUCACACUUUUUUUGGUUUUUUAACUACACAGCUAGUCAUCACAAUUUGUUGAACGUUUAGCCUAGUCAUGGUCAUUGUACGAUUCUGAUUGGCUAGUUUUUACAUCUGUGCCUAAACAUGCGUUUUCCCUUUAUGGAUAUCCCAAGUCUUUAUGUUUCAUAUUUUGUUCUCACUUUUGUAACGAGUGUCUUUUAAAGUUAUAUACUGAGGAUUAAAAAGACUCACAAAUUUAUUCAUUUUUAAUAAAUCACACUUGAGAAAUUAAUCUCCUAAGACGCCGAUAACUGUGUUGAACACUUUAUUCACAUGAAAUCAACAGAAGAAUUUCAAGAUCUAUAUACUGAAAAAAUUCAGCAGCCACAAAGCAUAAUACACAGUUUACUAUGUGUCGUUGUGUAACAGAUCAGAUAAAAACAUUUAAUUUUGGAUGUUCUCAUGGACAACUCAAAGUCAGAAUGACCGAUCAGCGCAUUGUGAUUAAUGUUAGUGGUCUUCGUUUCGAAACUCAUACUGACACUCUAAAUCGUUUCCCAAAUACACUACUUGGAUGCCCGUUCCGAAGGAGCCGUUAUUAUGAUUCUCUUAGAAAUGAAUAUUUUUUUGACCGCAAUCGUCCAAGUUUUGAUGCAAUACUCUAUUUUUAUCAGAGUGGUGGAAGACUUAGAAGACCUGUUAAUGUACCAAUAGAUGUUUUUACGGAGGAAAUAAAAUUCUAUGAUCUAGGGGAAGAAAUUUUCGAACGUUAUCGUGAAGACGAAGGAUUCACUAAAGAGGAUAUCCAUAUUCUGCCUAAAAAUAAAUUCCAAAGGAAAGUUUGGUUACUUUUCGAAUACCCCGAGAGUUCAACUGCAGCACGAUGUGUAGCUAUUGUUUCCUUAUUAGUCAUUCUUAUAUCAAUUAUUAUAUUUUGUGUUGAGACACUACCACAUUUUAGGCACUAUGAACUUCAAUUUAUCGAAGAUUCUAAUGAACUACCAAUAAUUUCUGCUGUUGAUACUCCUCAAGUUACAGGAACACUAUUUAUUUUAGAAUCUAUAUGUGUUGUAUGGUAUACCUUUGAAUUAUUAAUACGUUUUGCAGCUUGUCCACAAAAGUUAGCAUUUUUUAGACAGGUAAUGAAUCUUAUCGAUGUGGUAUCAAUUAUUCCUUAUGCUAUUUCAAUAGGGGCACUUUUAGCUGAAGCUAACAAAGGCCAAAAUCAAGCUAUGUCAUUAGCAAUUUUAAGAGUGAUCAGGCUUGUCAGAGUUUUUCGCAUAUUUAAAUUAUCACGUCAUUCUAAAGGACUACAAGUUCUAGGGAGGACACUCAAAGCAAGUUUUCGUGAAUUAUGUUUACUUUGUUUCUUUUUAUUUGUUUGUGUGGUUCUGUUUUCGGCUGCAGUUUAUUUUGCUGAAGUCGAUGCUAGUGAAGAACAAUUUCCAAGUAUUAUUGAUGCAUUUUGGUGGGCAGUAGUGACAAUGACUACAGUAGGAUAUGGAGAUAUGAGACCUGUAACAAUGUGGGGAAAGAUUGUAGGUUCAAUGUGUGCAAUUGCAGGUGUCCUAACUAUAGCACUUCCUGUACCUGUUAUUGUAUCAAACUUUAAUUAUUUUUAUCAUAGAGAGUCAGAAAGUGAAGAACUAACUACUUAUGUCCAUGUCUCAGAUGAUCAAAAGGGUUUUAAUUAUCCCGAUAAUAAAGCUUUAGGUAAUUUUCAUGAUGAAACACUUGAGUAUAGAAAUGAAGAAAAAUACAAAGGAAGGAAGGCAGCAGUAAUUUUACGACAAUCUUUUUCACAACCAUCUGAUCGUGAAAGAGUUUCUUCUGUAUUAAGUAGUACUUUAAAAAAUCUUGAAGUAGAACAUGAGGAGGUAUCCAGUUGUAUAGAUUCAUUAGGUGAAUUAGACAAUCUAUGCAUGGAAGCAAGAAAUUCUCAGGUGAAUACAAAUCAAGCCUCUAUAUCAUACAGACAUCAUCAUCAAGCUUUUCAAGAGGUUAUGCAAAAACACGAUAUGCAAACACAGCGAUUUAAAGAUCUAUAUCCUCAACAACUGAUAGCAUCUAAUAACAAAAGAAUUUCACUUCUAACUCAUUCAACAGUUUUUCCAGAAGAAUCUUGUUUGAACAAAACCUGAUAUAUAUAUAUAUAUAUAUAUAUAUAUAUAUAUAUUCAUUGAUGUUUAUCAUGUAUGUUCAGUUGGUUGUUACUUCCCUUAUUAUUCGGAUCUACUAAACUGUAGAAUUUAUAAAUAUUGGAUACACAAUAACCAAGUCAAUUAUAUAUUUACACAAGCCUUCAAUAUAUAUAUAUAUUUGUUUAAAACUCCGGUGUUUAAAUGAACGACGAUAUUUAACAUGUUCUGUUAUGAAAUGUUUUUAUUUGAUCAACAUCUAAUGAAUAAGACAAAAGACUUAAUGUUAAAAAGAUCAAUGUAUUCUUCACACACACACACACAUACACAUACACAUACACUUUCCUCUUCAUUUUAUAACUUCCUGAAAUGGAAAUUCACUCUAUAAAAAAGAUAUUAUUGUCAAUGAAUUUCCAAGUGGACAAGAACAAUGGAAUACAAUAAAACAACAAUUUAAUCAACACUUUCGUAACCAUUUUUCAUUUCUUAUCAUCUGUAUAUGAAUAAAUGAAACACAUAUCUAUAAUAUUACAAACACUUAUCUUCCAUUAAAUAAAACAGAACUAAUCAAGCUGGUCUUCAAAAUUAAUUCCAUUUUCAAACGUGUCAUAGAAACACAACGUAUACAUACAUACAUAUAUACUGAUCUUUAAGUUUCAUAAGUCAAGAUUUUUUUCAAAAUAAUAUAACACUCAUUGUUUUUGUUCUUCUCUUUUCAAUGUAAAAAAUUAUUCACUACCAUUUAUUGAAUAAUUUCGAUGAUAUCAUGCUUUUUUUCUCUCCUUUCAAAUAAACAAG
Messenger RNA from Schistosoma haematobium, 16582 nucleotides. RefSeq names its product Potassium voltage-gated channel sub A member 3. Bases 14057 to 15787 code for a protein of 576 amino acids. The record is from RefSeq and is a predicted model, not a curated record. Lineage: Eukaryota; Metazoa; Platyhelminthes; Trematoda; Strigeidida; Schistosomatidae. Gene Ontology annotation, biological process: potassium ion transmembrane transport; protein homooligomerization. Gene Ontology annotation, molecular function: protein binding; delayed rectifier potassium channel activity. The transcript has 3 exons. Gene Ontology annotation, cellular component: voltage-gated potassium channel complex; membrane.